Molecule: messenger RNA, 2013 nt
Organism: Selaginella moellendorffii
Lineage: Eukaryota; Viridiplantae; Streptophyta; Lycopodiopsida; Selaginellales; Selaginellaceae
Product: metal transporter Nramp6
Exons: 11
Coding region: 290-1957 (555 amino acids)
Biological process (GO): metal ion transport
Cellular component (GO): membrane
Molecular function (GO): cadmium ion transmembrane transporter activity; manganese ion transmembrane transporter activity
Source: RefSeq, a predicted model, not a curated record
AGAAGUGGAGUUGCCCCAGUUGAGCUCACUACCUGAAGUAGCCUGAGAGGAGAGAAUAAAAAAGCUUGGAUUGAGUGUAGCGUGCGCCCAUCUUAUUUUCUAGUGCCUUGUUUCCUCUUGCCUGAUUAAAACCUCUCCCAGGCAACUAGGUGGAGUGCAUCUCCCUCAGAAGAACACUAGAAAGGAAGAUCACUGUUUCAAUUUGGAGCGGCGGCCCCCACGUUAUAAAUCUUCGUGGUUGUCCAAGGCUUGAAUUCAAGCAUCAAUUUGGGGCUCGACAGUCAAAGCUAUGCAAGGCCCAACUUCGCGAGUGGUGAGUGCACCCAGCCCUCAGCCGGAUGGGGCGAUCAACUCACGCGAUAAAAAUCUGGACGAGCCAACCAAGUACCAAAUCGAAGUGGGCGAGAAGAAAGGAUGGCGAAAGGCGCUAGCGUUCCUCGGCCCCGGAUUCUUGGUGUGCAUCGCCUACAUCGAUCCCGGAAACUUCGAGAGCGAUCUACAGUCGGGGGCAGAGUACAAAUACGAACUGCUCUGGAUCAUCCUGGUGGCAUCCGUGUCCGCGCUUAUCAUUCAAUCGCUGGCGGCAAACCUGGGAGUUGUCACAGGCAAACAUUUGGCGGAACACUGCAGAACAGAGUACCCCAAGGCCGUAAAUUAUGUGUUAUGGCUGCUCGCGGAGGUUUCCGUGAUCGCUGCCGACAUUCCCGAAGUCAUUGGCACUGCAUUCGCGCUCAACAUUCUUGUGAAAAUCCCCAUCUGGAUUGGAGUGAUUCUCACCGGAUUCAGCACCCUGAUGCUGCUGGCCCUCCAGACUUACGGGGUGAGGAAGCUGGAAUUCGUGAUCACGGGCCUGGUGAUGACAAUGACGGUGUGCUUUUUCGCGGAGCUCGGCUACGCAAAGCCGGAUUCCAAGGAGCUGCUCAAGGGAAUGUUUGUGCCGCAGCUGCGAGGCAACGGCGCCACCGCGCUGGCGAUUUCUCUGCUGGGAGCGAUGAUCAUGCCCCACAAUCUCUACUUGCACUCGGCCAUCGUGCUCACCCGCAAGAUCUCGCGCACGCCCAGGGGAUUGAAGGAGGCGUGCCGGUUCUGCUUGUUUGAGAGCGGGUUCGCGCUCUUUUUUGCCUUCCUUAUCAACGUCUGUGUCAUCUCCGUGAGCGGCGCCAUUUGCUCCAACCCGGGCAUCUCCCAGGAGAACAAGGACAAGUGUGACAAUUUGGAUCUCAACGAGGCAUCCUUCUUGCUCCAGAAUGUGCUUGGGAGAUUCUCCAAGAUUCUUUUUGGAAUCGCUCUGCUUGCUUCCGGUCAGAGCUCCACGAUCACCGGAACCUACGCUGGACAAUACGUCAUGCAGGGUUUCUUGCACCUCCGGUUCAAGCCAUGGAUCCGCAACCUCAUGACUCGAGCAGUGGCGAUCGUCCCGAGUUUGAUUGUUGCACUGAUUGGAGGAUCAAGAGCGGCUGGAAACCUGAUCAUUGUGUGCUCGAUGAUUCUAUCGUUUGUCCUGCCGUUUGUCCUCAUCCCAAUGCUCAAGUUCACGGGAAGUAAAGUGAAAAUGGGCCCAUAUGCAAAUUCUUGGAUAAUUACUGUAAUCACGUGGGGAAUUGGUGGCGGAGUGAUGGCCAUCAACGUGUGGUACCUGAGCUCCUCGUUCACCAAGUGGCUCAUUCACGGCUCCAUGGUUAUGGGAGGAAAGGUGGUGCUCGGCAUUUGCGUUUACGCGACAAUCGUAUUGUACAUGGCCCUGGUGGCGUACCUCACGCUCCGGAUCGACAGGGAGAAUACGUACUGCGGCGAGGACGACAAGGAGCCCGUGGACACUACCACCGCGCUGGAAUUAGGGUUUAAGAGCGUCGAGCAAGCCCAGGCGGAGCAGCAACAGAACCACACUUGCCACGCGCUUCCGCGAGACGAUAUCAUGGAAUUGCAAUUGCCAAGGAAUUCCGCAAGCAGCCGAUAAGACUCUCUCGAUUUUGGUGUAGCAAACAAGUUUAUAAAGAAAGCGCGCUAAAAUUU